This is a messenger RNA of Aureobasidium musti, 270 nucleotides long. Lineage: Eukaryota; Fungi; Ascomycota; Dothideomycetes; Dothideales; Saccotheciaceae. The record is from the annotation of a GenBank genome assembly.
AUGACUCCACAGUUGUCAAAGGACGAAGAAGGCGAGGAGACUGAGGUCCGCCGUGAAGACCAGGACAAAAUCAAUCGCUUCAGCACACUACACCAGAAAGAAAAACUUUUGCAAGCGGAGCUCAAAACCAAAGAGGUCCCUCUAAAUCUUCGUUACGCAAGAGAGUGCAACAGAUUUGCUGACAGGAUGUUCNNACAGAAGGAGAAGGAGGAUUUAGAAGAAGUCUCAUCAGAACUCGAGCUUGCUGACGAAGACGAGAAGGUCUCGUAA